Messenger RNA from Seriola aureovittata, 5575 nucleotides. It is a transcript of the gene adra2b, whose product is annotated as adrenoceptor alpha 2B. Lineage: Eukaryota; Metazoa; Chordata; Actinopteri; Carangiformes; Carangidae. Gene Ontology annotation, biological process: adenylate cyclase-activating adrenergic receptor signaling pathway. The record is from RefSeq and is a predicted model, not a curated record. Bases 1000 to 2583 code for a protein of 527 amino acids. The transcript has 2 exons. Gene Ontology annotation, cellular component: membrane. Gene Ontology annotation, molecular function: G protein-coupled receptor activity.
UAGAGAAAGUAAGGAUCCCAUGACGCCCACAGCCCCACAAUGACAUCACCGGCUCUAAAAAGAAGCGGAAGAGGGAGAUGGGAGGCACCCCACUUAUUAGAUUUCGUCGUAAGGUCCUGUUCACAAGUGAAGAUGCUGCUGCGUCUCUGUGAGGACGCCUGUGAUGUGCGCAAGCGGAGCGGCUGAUUCUGGGCAUCCUGGUGAACUUCUGAGGAGACGGAAGCGCCAAGGCACCGAUAAACGACCCCCGAGACGCACAGACUGAAGCUCCUCUGCAGGGAUCAUUUCACUACUGAAGAAAUAACGCGUUAUUAACCUCAUAUCUGGCUUCGUGCGCAGGGCUGGAGAGCUUGAGAUUAACUUUGAGCUUUCUCUUGUUCGAUUGAGUGGAAGCGUGAGCAUCAGCGCAGGCUAUCCUUCGCUUUUUUAAUUUUUCAAUCUCUGUAAAUAUUGCGUUAGAUUAACUUUAUUUCACCUUAUAUGUCAUUCUGUGAAUCCUGCUCACAUGAGACGGACAGGUAUGUGCGCGUCUCCAAACGAGGACGCACGGGGAUGUGGCGAGAAGUGUCGCGAUUAUUCACUCUAAUCCAGUUUCUUAUGUUCAUUGUUCGAUUGACCCAAAAUUUGAUGACUAUAAAUUAAAUCAUCCCAUAUUCAAGACAAGAAAUCAACCCACUGAUGAAAGAAAACGGACCAAUCAUGAUGCGUUAAAGAAGUUUUAGCUCUUCGGGCUGUAUUGUAACUCUGCAAAGGUUGAAGCACAGCAAUCAGCGUCACAAAAAAUACUUCUGUUUUGCGGGAGGAAAAUCUGUCUUACAAAGUGCAAAGGCGUUUUAAUUGAAAGGCACUGAUCCGUGUCUUGACGCACUGCCCAGGACUGUUUGUGUGCUUAAAAUGGACUUGGAAGACCUUCCGUGGAGGAUGCAAGGGAGCUAACGUUUGGAAACGACACGGACACAAAACGAGAACAGUUGAGACUCCUGGAAAUCUAAUCCCAGCAUGGCCUCGGUUCUGGACAGCGGCUGCUCCAUGGAGCUGAGCGGCUGGAACAGCAGUGUGAGCAGCUCCGGAGCCUCCGUCCCCUGCAACCAGAGCGUCCUGCAGCUCGCCCCUUACUCCCCCGAAGCCACAGCGGCCUUUGCCACCGCCAUAACCUUGAUGGUGCUCUUCACCAUUGUGGGGAACAUCAUGGUCAUCAUCGCUGUCCUCACCAGCCGGUCGCUGCGAGGUCCGCAGAAUCUGUUCUUAGUGUCACUGGCUGCUGCGGACAUUUUAGUGGCCACACUCAUCAUCCCCUUUUCUCUGGCUAAUGAACUUCUUGGUUACUGGUACUUUAAGUCUCUGUGGUGUGAGAUCUACUUGGCGCUGGAUGUGCUGUUCUGCACCUCCUCCAUUGUGCACCUGUGCGCCAUCUCACUGGACCGCUACCUGUCCAUUUCCAGGGUUACUUACGGGCGUCAGCGGACUCCCAAGCGCAUCAAAGCCGCUAUUGUGGUGGUGUGGCUCAUCUCUGCCAUCAUCUCCUUCCCUCCCUUGCUCUCACUGAACAAAAGCGAGGCAGGGGAGCUGGGAACUGAGAGGGGACCACAGUGCGAGCUGAAUGAUGAACGCUGGUACAUCCUUUACUCCACCAUCGGCUCCUUCUUUGCCCCAUGCCUCAUCAUGAUCCUGGUCUACAUAAGAAUCUACCAAAUAGCCAAACAGAGAACACGCUGCCCACCAGGAGAGCCCAGGAAGGAUGGGGUCGGCUGUGCCACACCGAGUCAGCCUCCACGGCAUGUACAGGCCAAUGGGAAGGAUGAGGAAGAAAGCACACCACCUUCAUCCAACAAAACCUCCAAUGCCAGACCCCCCACCCUUGCCAUCACCCCUUCUCCAUCCCUAGGAGAGUCUCAAAUCUCCCAGAACGCCACAGCCAAUAAUCUCCUGCAACCUCCGUCCACUUCUCCAGCCGUGACCCCUACCACAGCCUCCCUUGAUACCUCUCCCCAUGGCCCCUCAAGCCCCUCCUCUGUGCCUCAGUCUGCCCCUGCCAAGACUAAAGAGAAGGGGAAGAAGGGCAAGCGGCAGACAGGAAAGAAAGCUGACAAUAACAAUGGCGACAGCUCAAGCACAGAGAGCGAUAUGGAGCACAGCCACGGUGGAGGCCGAGGCAGCACCAGCAUGCCAGGGUCACCUGGAGGAGGAGGGGUCCACUCCCCGGCCUCAGUCAAGCGAUACCGGGACAUGCUGGCCACUUCAAAGGGGGCUCGGCUGGUGCCCGGGAGGAAGUCAAAAAUGGACAACAACCCCGGAGCAGCGAGGCGUAAAGCUAUGGUCAACAGAGAGAAACGUUUCACCUUUGUUCUGGCAGUGGUCAUCGGCGUGUUUGUGGUGUGUUGGUUCCCAUUCUUCUUCUCCUACUCUCUACAGGCAGUGUGCCCAGUGACCUGCGCCAUCCCCGAUCCACUCUUUAAGUUUUUCUUCUGGAUCGGUUACUGCAACUCCUCACUCAACCCAGUCAUAUACACCAUCUUCAACAAAGACUUCAGAAAGGCCUUCAAAAAGAUACUGUGCGGUGGCACCAAGGGUACUUUCUUUUAACAUAUAAAUCCACUGUAUAGGACAUGGACACACGCACAAAAAAAAAAGCUAUUUCUGAGGCAUAGAAAAUAAACAAUCAUUUCCAUUUUUCGGAACACUGAAAGGGCUGUUUUAAAAAUAUGUUGAACUGUGGAAAUUCCAGCAUAAAAUUCUGAACUGAGAGCCACUCUUUUACAGCCACAGUGUGUGCAAACAGGCAACUUGGACUGUGAAAUCCCAGCUCGCAGCUGACACACACAUCAUUUUUACAGGGUGUGGGUGAAAACAGGACAUGGAACAGAGGCAGAGCUCGACUACACUAAACUGCGUACCACUUCAGUACUGCUGAUAAGAUUUUGAAUGAAGGUUUUCUCUCCAGAUCACACUGAAUAAUGAAUAAUACUAUGAGAAAGAGUGGUGCAACAUCACAGAAGAAGUAUACACUCACUCUAUAAAACUGACAGGUCUUGAUGAAUGCAGGAAAACUAUUGAGAAUUAACUCCUGGAUGAGAAUUCAAACUGUUUAAUGUAUAAUAUAUAAGUUUUUUGUUGUUACGGAAGACUCCAGGGCUACUGGGGGAAAGAAGACAGGUAAAAAGAAGGAAAAGUGACCUUAGAUUCCUAUGAGCCUGGGGCCCUUUCUUUAUCAAUACAGAGCACAAGGAGCACACAAGGAUAGUGGUGAUUUCUUACGUCUGCAGUCUUAAUUUGCCAAGCUGCAGGGCAAACAUGUGUUCCUCAACCUUAUCUAAAAACGCAACAACAAGCGGAGGUUUCUGUUCUGAUCUCAAAUGUAAUAGCACAGACAAAGGCCCUCUUUCAAACCGAACUGAACUUGAGGACUUUUAUGUGGGAAGCCUUCAUGACAGACACCUUGCUCUUGGCUUGGCAGGGGUCACAGUGGACACUCAGGUUGCUUUCACCCAUCAUGAGAUAUAGAAGAAGCUGAAGUGUGGUGGACUUUGGAAAACCACAUGUAUGUUAUUGAAAUGUAAAAAUUAGACAGCUUGACACCCACCCCCCACCACCCCCCAUCCCCCUCCCUCAUCCACUUAGCUUGCUGUUUCCUGCUUUUUAACUUGACCCAGGUCACCCCAUCAGCGGCCUGGCCUGAGCAUUCCUUCAAAUGAACUGCCUCAUUAUUUGGACAUUUAAGUAACAUUCAAAACCAUUUCUCCAAUUAUGGAUGUGUAACGUUAACCCUAAUUACGCCUACAUGGGUUAUUCUGACAACCGUUUGGCUGAGUCACUCUUUACCAACGUCUCUGGCACAUCAUCGCCUGCACUUGGACCUCUACAUGGCAUAUUUGGUUUGUUGCUGAGAGGCGACAAGCCAAAUGUAUUUUUCAGUUUUCUCGACAAAAAAAAAAAAGAAGAAGAAGAAAAAGAGAAAAAGAAAAGAGAAAAAGAGAAAAAGACAAGAAAAAAAGAGAAAAAGAAAACGUGUCUGUUACCGUGAACAGCACACAGGUUUAUUGACUCAAUGGGACAAGGGCUGUCAGCAGCAACACUUCAAUUUACUAAUUGUCUAAUUCUGCUGACCUGUGUGAGUGUGUGUGUGUGUGUGUGUGUGUGUGUGUGUGUGUGUGUGUGUGUGUGUGUGUGUGUGUGUGUGUGUGUAUGACGUGCAUGUGUGCGUGUGCGUGUUGACUUUCAUGUUUUUUCUGUAGAAAGUGUCAGUGCCUCCUCUGGCUGCUAUGUACUACAGAUCUACUGUAAUAUUGAUAAGAACAGAGACUAGAUUUCCUGGCGCAGGCAUCACAUUGCUGUCUGUCAUGUGAAUGUUUCACUUGAUAUAGAAAUCAGUAGUAUAUCACUAUGUUGAGAAAGUCUUAUUGAGCUGAAAGGCAGUGUUUAUCGGUGAUGUUAAGUACAUGGCUUUUUAGUGAUCACCCUCAAGGGACCAAAAGGCCUUACAGGACACCAGCCUGACUCAGUGAUAUCUGGCUCUGUGUUGCUUUAAUGAAGUAUUACUUUAUAUUUGGUUUAUGUGAUGGGAGUCAAAGAUUGAAAACAUUGUAUUAUUUAUUUCAAACUAGUUUGUGUUUUCUGUCUGUUACCUAUUUAUUGUUCGGUUACUGUGCUUUUAUUCUGAAAGUCAAGCAAAGUGGAACUGAUCAAAGAGUGCGAACACUGUACAGAUUUUUUAUGUGUUGAAUACGAGCAAAAUUGAUUCAUGCCAUCGAGCUCUUGCUUUGUGAGACUGAUCUACACCUGAGCUUGGGGGAUGUAUUUGUGUUGAACUAAAGGAAUGUGAACUUUGAGUUAUGUGCAUAAUGCAGAACCUACAAUGCAACAUUUAUCAUCAUUGUUUCAUCUAGUUAUAGUACGGUAAAAUGUUCAAUCAGACAUACAAGCACAUUCAUGGAUGUACAAUUUAUCAAGUAUACUGCAGCAGGAAAACCUCUUCACCAGUGCUACUGUGCAAACUUUUUUUCCUGGAAAAGUAAUCGACCGUGAACGUGUCAAUAGCACCAGUAGCCAGUUUCAGUCGGAUGACUUGCAGGCUUUGUGCAGGACAUUACGGCUACAGUCCAUACCAAACACAGCCGCUUGGAGAUUCAGAUAACCAAUUAAACAAAAUGGUUGGGAGUACGAGCUCUGUGCACUUGUACAACUGUUCCCUGCCCUCAUCUGAAAAGGUUAUUUUCUCUCCAGAAAUACAAACAGCUAUAGCAACGCAAUAUUCAUGCGGUCAUGGAUUCAUGACGUUUUCCAAUAAAUAUGAGUUGUAAUGCUGCUCUCACCCCCCCACCCCCACCCCCCACCCCAACCAUGGCUUUAUGUGGUGAGAAUGCUGCUCUGUUUACUUUUAAAAGUAUGAAUUAGCUUCAAGGUGACAGAUGCAGUAAUCUGCCUCUUGAUCACCAUCCUUUUCCCCGAGACCGCCUGUAUUGUCUCUUCCCUGACUGUGUUUGGACCAAACUGCAUGGUCUGAGCUUCACAAUCUUUUAUCCCCCAUCUGUCAUCAUCCCUCUCCAGUUUGGAAAUAAAGCUUCAUGAAAAAGCAUGA